AUGGCCAUGAAGAGGGCUGUACCAAUUGUCGGAACGCUGAUGUGGUUUGCCGAAGCAGCAAGACAGAAUGCCUCGCUGCUGGUCACUUCGGGAGCGAAUUCGGGUGUAACAUCACCAUUGCAGCCGUUGUAUAUGCGCACAGCCCACAGCCAAAGUAGCAAUGCCUAUGACAGUAGAGGCAUUGAGAGCGACCGAGACAAUCGUUCUCGGAGUGUACAUGCUCAGCCAAGUCAUGGUGAGAACGCCAUCGGCUUCCUUGGAGACUCGGGUUACAUGUCAAUGUUCCCAGCUACAUAUGCUCGCACAAGUGCUGAUGAAGGCCUGACGAUUGGGUCGCGAUACCUAGUCAAGCCGCUCUCACCUUUUAUCAGAAAAUGCUACAUCGACAUAUUCGACGAAUUCUGCUCAACAUUCUGUCCCAUUCUGGACGUUGAGUUGUUAGACAGCUCCCAGUCACUGUUGCUUGAGCAAGCGCUCGCUCUCGUUACCACUACGAUUCAACCAGCGCUAUUGACGGAGGCAGAGCCAUCUGUUCACUACAGCAAGGCCAGGGAGCUUUUCAAUUCAGACGCUGAAGCAAAUCCACUUGUAUCGCUGAUUGCAAUCAUGCUAUUCUACUGGUGGAGCACGACGAGCCCCAACGUGGUGAGCAAGAAUGGGUCUUGGUACUGGACUGGAGUCGCCAUUAGACAGGCGCAAGAGAUGGGACUCCACAAACAGCUGCCGGGCAGCCACGGAGGACACUGGCCUGGUGAUAGCCAAGCAUUACGCAGUCGAAUCUGGUGGACGCUCUACGCACGAGAACGCCUCACCUCCAUGUCACAGGGCCGCCCUUGUAUCAUUGACCCUGACGACUGCACUAUUGGCAAACCUUCUCCUCAAGACUUUCACUCUGCGCACUGGCAACAUGGCGAGGUUUUCGUUCAUUAUGUCGACCUGUGUGGAAUCGUCGGACAUGUAGCCGAGCAUCUUCGGCGCCAUCCGAAUGUCAAAGAGCAAUCCGACCAGCUCUUCGUGAGGCUUCACGCCUGGUCAAGCGCGCUCCCGGAUUAUCUGCGGCUACCCUACUCCCGAGGGUCCUCGGCACGAUACGCUCGCGACAUCCGUCAGUUGCACCUACCGUACUUAUCGGCAUUGAUCCUCCUGGGCAUGAAACGGCCAGAGCGCUCAACUCACGCCAUGUCUACUCUGGCGGCAUCUUCCAUUGCACGCAUUUUCGAGGACUUUUUGGUCGGAGGCAAUCUUCGCUUUUUGCAGGGCAUGGCUGGCUGGUACGUCACUCUCGCGCUCCUGGCCCUUAUUCGCGCAAGCCAGGUUCAGGUCCUGAAGGACGCAGCUGAAGGCGCCAUUGAGGUCUUGGUCGCUGCACUCGGAGAUCUGGCGCAACGAUGGCCAUCGGCGAAAAUGUUUCAGGACGGCGUUGAGCAGCUUCGGGCAUCACUCGCGUCGGCAAGCAUGGUCAGGAACGAAAAUCACGCCGAAGAGCCGACCGGAGCUGCCGCCAGCUGCAAGAAUCUUGCAUUGGUGGUGGCCGGUCAGGUUGAAGUUGAGAACAUGUCAGAGACAGACAUUCAUGAGGCUUUGCGCUAUUUCCCUGGGGCUUCCAGAAAUUCCACGCCAAUAUUCGACAUUUUGCUAUCCUUGACGGGCCCGCUCGAUGCACUCAAUCACCAAGACGACUUUGACGCAGCAUUUCUCGACCUCUUCAACGAUAUGGACAAUCCGCUGUCCAGCUUCUUGCUACCCGGCUAUGACGUGCGAGAGAUUCGUCUUCGUGGCUAG
This is a messenger RNA of Rhinocladiella mackenziei CBS 650.93, 1782 nucleotides long. RefSeq lists its product as uncharacterized. Gene Ontology annotation, molecular function: DNA binding; zinc ion binding. The record is from RefSeq and is a predicted model, not a curated record. Gene Ontology annotation, biological process: DNA-templated transcription. NCBI's taxonomy places the organism in Eukaryota, Fungi, Ascomycota, Eurotiomycetes, Chaetothyriales, Herpotrichiellaceae. Bases 1 to 1782 code for a protein of 593 amino acids. The transcript has 3 exons.